Messenger RNA from Aegilops tauschii subsp. strangulata, 1724 nucleotides. The record is from RefSeq and is a predicted model, not a curated record. NCBI's taxonomy places the organism in Eukaryota, Viridiplantae, Streptophyta, Magnoliopsida, Poales, Poaceae.
AAGAAACUGUAGGUAUUCAGCCCAUGACAAAACAGUCGCGUGGGAGGGCACGAAACUGCAGGCGGCGGCGGCGAGGGGGAGGAGACGCGUGGUCGCGUGGAGGCCCACCUGAUCGACGGCCGCUCGCAACGGCGGCGCGCCGAAUCACCUCGUCGGCCAGCUGAACUUCCUCGACUGCACCAUCGACGCCCUCUCCUCCGUCCGCUCCAAGAGCCACCAGGUUAGCGCCGCAGAUUGCUUGGCAGUAGGAAUUAUGUGUUGAGGCAGAUUGCUGCUAAAAGUAUUGGUCAGUACUCAGUGGAUUGGGGCUGUGCCAACAGUGGAUGCUUGUUGAACGUGAAAGCCAUGUUUGCUGAAGGCUAAACGUCUUCCUGUGCACACAUUGAGUAUAUAUGCACGUACAAGAGCAUUCAGGUUAGAGCAACACCCAUAACUUCCGUUUCCAUGGCCAACAACUUCACUUCUUCAGUUAACAAGCCCAUUACCGAGACCUCCUCGAGAUGCCUGACAGAGUCCAUCAGCACCGCCCACAACUUUGAGGUGACUAGCUACUCUCUGCUCCAGGGUAUGGGUGCCGGCAAGUUCAUUAGCACGAACACAUUCAGUGUCAGCGGCUACGGCUGGAACAUCAGAAUAUAUCCUGAUGGAUUGAAGGAGGGUACAGAUGCCUACAUGUCGGCCUUCUUGUGUUUCUGCAGUGGGACUACAGAUGCAAAGGUGAAGUUCACUUUUAGUUUAUUGGAGAAAGAUAGAAAAGUUAAUAAGCUAGAAAGCGCGACAAAUACCUUUACGCCAGUAGGUGGUACUUGGGGCUGGGAGAACUUUAUUGCGAACAACAAACUUAAGGAACUGCUAUCUUGCAAUGACGACUGCUUCACAAUCAGAUGUGUUUUGACGGUCUUCAAAGAGCCUGGCAUAGAAGAUAGCACAGUCAUAGUCCCAGUUCCGCAGUCGGAUCUGCACACACACUUUGCAAACAUGUUGAAGGAUGGAGAAGGCAUGGAUGUGACAUUCAGUGUCCGUGAUCAACUCUUCGAUGCACACAGAUGCAUGUUAGCUGCGCGAUCGUCUGUCUUCAAGGCCGAGCUCUUUGGUGAAAUGAAAGAGACCACCAUGAAACACGUCAAGAUUGAUGACAUGGAGCCUUCCAUCUUUGAGGCACUUCUUCACUUCAUAUACACGGAUACUCUGCCAAGCAACUGUGAGGUUGAUCAGAAUGUGGCAUUGCAGCACUUGUUGGUUGCCGCAGACCGGUAUGGACUGGACAGGCUAAAGGCUAUUUGUGAAGGGAAACUAUGCGAGAGAAUUGAUGUGCAAACAGUUGCAACCACCCUUGCUUUAGCGGAGCAGCACGGCACCUUGCAACUCAAGAAUGCUUGUCUCAGAUACCUUUCUUCACAGGGUGUGCUUCAAGCUGUCAAGGAGACUGAUGAAUUCAAGCACCUCAUAACAAGCUGCCCAUCAAUUAUGGUGGACAUUUUAGACAUAGUCGCCCCACCUUCAGUAGUAUGAGCAGUCUGGCUGAGUAUUUAGUAGUAUCCGACUUGUCCGACUUCAAGCUGUCAAGUGUGAAGAUCUAGUACUAGUACUCUACUAUCGAUUUUUAUCAUCUGUCCAGUGUAUCCACUGUAAGACUGAACUUUCUCUUCGGGAAUGUGUGCUCUGUGGUCUGACUUAUUGGCACUGAAAAUUCUACUACUAGUAAUUAAUUUUGUUGACUGUAA